GGAACAAUGGAUUUUUGCCUGUUUGCAAUCGGGUGGGUCAGGGAGGUGAUGUGCGUCGCCCAGAAGAUACGCGCACAUGCAUGCAGAGCAAACCCAGCAGCAGCAGCAGCAGGAGGGGGAGUGGGGACGGCAGAGGCGUCUGUGGUUGGAGGUGUGUUACUGAACUACAGGACUUGCUCUUUGGUGCCAAGUUCGACGGCCUGCUGAGAGGAAGAUCUGCUGUAAUUGCUUCUCAAUGAAGGCUCACCACCAGCAGCAGCAGCAGCUUUUCCCUGGAGACUUGGAGGACAGGCUCCAUGAAUUGGACGCGCUUCGGCUUUAAACGCCCGCUUUGCUCUUCUCUUCUGGUAUAAACCAGCUGCUGGUGGAGUGGGACUGUCGGAGCAUCAUAUCUUGGUGUUAGAGAUCAAAGAAAGAGAUUGGUGCGACUUGCUGGGAGUUUAAUCAUCUCGGAGAAGUUGAACGCGGAUUUCAACAUGAGCGAGCUGGAGGAUGACUUUGCCAAGAUCCUGCUGCUGAAGGAGGAAAGGAUACGAGACUUGGAGCGGCGGCUGGCGGACCGGGAGGACGAGAUCCAUGAGCUGAAAAGGAAACUGCACAAAUGUCAGUCUGUCCUGCCGAGCGCGCAACUUAUCGGACCCCGGACCCGCAGGGCGCAGGGCAUCUCCGCGGAGCCCCAGACGCACCAGGACCUGUCCAGGCAGGCGUUUCGAAAAUAUCCCAAGUCUGACUGGUCCAAGGAUUUGAUCAAAGAAGCAAUCUUGGACAACGACUUCAUGAAGAACUUGGAGCUGUCGCAGAUCCAGGAGAUUGUGGAUUGCAUGUACCCUGUGGAGUAUGGGAAGGAUAGCUGCAUCAUUAAGGAGGGCGACGUUGGGUCUCUGGUGUAUGUCAUGGAAGAUGGUAAGGUGGAGGUGACAAAAGAAAGCUUGAAGCUCUGCACCAUGGGGCCAGGAAAAGUGUUUGGAGAGCUGGCUAUUCUCUACAACUGCACCAGGACGGCCACUGUCAAAACUUUGACAAAUGUGAAGCUGUGGGCCAUCGACCGACAAUGCUUUCAGACGAUCAUGAUGAGGACGGGGCUCAUUAAACACACAGAGUAUAUGGAGUUUCUGAAAAGUGUUCCCACAUUCCAUGACCUACAGGAAGACAUUCUAAGCAAGCUUGCUGAUGUCCUUGAAGAGACACACUACGAGGAAGGAGAGUACAUCAUCAGACAGGGGGCCAGAGGAGACACCUUCUUUAUUAUCAGCAAAGGAAAGGUUAAUGUGACCAGGGAAGAGCUGCCCAAUGGGGAGCCUGUCUACCUCCGCAGCCUUGGAAAAGGCGACUGGUUUGGAGAGAAAGCACUGCAAGGGGAGGACAUCAGAACAGCCAGUGUCCUUGCAGCAGAAGCAGUCACCUGUUUGGUUAUCGAUCGAGAUUCAUUCAAGCACUUGAUUGGAGGUUUAGAGGAUGUUUCCAAUAAAGGCCAUGAGGAUGCUGACGCCAAAGCCAAGUAUGAGGCAGAGAAUGCAUUUUUCUUCAGUCUCAACUUAGCUGACUUCAACAUCAUAGACACUCUGGGAGUUGGUGGCUUUGGACGCGUUGAGCUGGUUCAGCUUAAGAGUGACGAGAACAAGACCUUUGCCAUGAAGAUCUUGAAGAAGCGACACAUUGUUGACACAAGACAGCAGGAGCACAUUCGAUCUGAGAAGCUCAUAAUGCAAGAGGCCCACUCUGACUUCAUUGUCAGACUGUAUAGGACAUUUAAAGACAGCAAAUACCUCUACAUGUUGAUGGAAGCAUGUUUAGGAGGCGAACUAUGGACCAUACUUCGAGACCGGGGAUCUUUUGAGGACUCGACCACCAGGUUUUACACGGCUUGUGUGGUGGAAGCCUUUGCUUAUCUGCAUUCCAAAGGUAUUAUCUACAGAGACCUGAAACCAGAGAAUCUUAUAUUGGACCACAGGGGUUAUGCCAAACUGGUGGACUUUGGCUUUGCCAAAAAGAUCGGAUUUGGAAAGAAGACCUGGACCUUCUGUGGGACACCGGAGUAUGUAGCACCAGAGAUCAUUCUAAAUAAAGGCCAUGACAUCUCAGCCGACUACUGGUCUCUUGGAAUCCUCAUGUUUGAGCUGUUGACCGGCAGCCCUCCUUUCUCUGGCCCCGAUCCAAUGAAAACCUACAACAUCAUCCUGAGAGGCAUUGAUAUGAUUGAAUUUCCAAAGAAAAUCACCAAAAAUGCUGCCAACCUUAUCAAAAAGCUAUGCAGGGAUAAUCCUUGUGAAAGACUUGGAAACUUAAAAAAUGGUGUCAAAGAUAUCCAAAAGCACAAAUGGUUUGAGGGCUUUAAUUGGGAGGGUUUAAAAAAGGGGACAUUAACACCUCCUAUAAUCCCUAAUGUCACAUCAGCAGUCGACACGAGUAACUUCGACAACUUCCCUGAGGACAAUGAGGACCCGCCUCCCGACGACAACUCUGGCUGGGAUGUCGACUUUUGAAAUUUGCCUCUAGCCACUAAAAACCAAAAGCAACUUUUCUUUUGCCGGCUUUUAUUGGCUUGGAAGCCAUCUUUGAGGACCUCGGUGUUUGUUCAAAUAAUGCAUUAAAAAUGAAAGAGGAGAUAUGGAAAUAGUGAUGGAUGGCAAACCCUCUGGGUCACCGAUAUGCCUUUUUUUCACUGUGGCUCUGGAUAAAGCAUUUAUAAUGGGACUGCUGUAGCACUUCCUCAGUGUUGUCUUUUACUCAAUUAUAUAGGUAAAGAAAGCACAGGGAUUCUUUGACAUUAACAUACGUACAGCAUAAGCUGAUACUGGAGCCAGUUUUUUCCCCUGUAACAGGGGAAGGUCGUUAGUGGAUGUAUAAAUGUGUAAUAACUUAUGUAAGUUUGAAAUCUAGGGAUAAUAGGACAAUGGGAAACAUGGAGGGUCGCUCAGAAAUGGAGCAGUCUUCUAGUCGAUUUUCUUUACAAAGUCUGUAUCCCUGCAAAUAAAUCUAUUUGCAGGGCUUUGGGAUAGCUUACAAUGUUAGUGCAAUUGCUGCCUGUUUUUUUGACAUGCAGCUACUUGUUACAAUCUAUGAUACUUUCCACAGAUGUACACACUCUAGUUUCCAGUGAUCAAGUGCUCAAGACUAACUUGAAUGUCAAAGAUUCUCUUCUUAUUUAGCAUAGCUGCCUAGCACAAUGCUAUGUGUGGCACAUAGUGUUUAAACAUACAAGUUACAUUGUCAUACAUGAACACAACCCUUAGAAAUGAAAUACAUAGUGCACCUCCUAUGAGAUUUAUAUUCCUUGAAAAGCACAAAAAGUGUGCAUCAGUGAAGAGAUGUGACUCUAAGUGCCCCGCUUAAAGCUUGUUGAUCACACACCUGCACAUAUGACAGCUUGGCUAGUAUCUCCAUGGAACAGUGUGUCAUUAUGCACUUAAGACCAUUAACUGAAAAGUCUGUUUUACACCUCAUUUUGAGUCAAUCCUUUAUUUUUGUUUUUUUCAU
This is a messenger RNA of Cyprinodon variegatus (sheepshead minnow), 3477 nucleotides long. RefSeq names its product cGMP-dependent protein kinase 1. Bases 477 to 2483 code for a protein of 668 amino acids. Gene Ontology annotation, biological process: protein phosphorylation. Gene Ontology annotation, molecular function: ATP binding; cGMP-dependent protein kinase activity. NCBI's taxonomy places the organism in Eukaryota, Metazoa, Chordata, Actinopteri, Cyprinodontiformes, Cyprinodontidae. The record is from RefSeq and is a predicted model, not a curated record. The transcript is spliced from 18 exons.